Huiozyma naganishii CBS 8797 is the source of this 7869-nucleotide messenger RNA. It is a transcript of the gene FMP27, whose product is annotated as Fmp27p. The record is from RefSeq and is a predicted model, not a curated record. NCBI's taxonomy places the organism in Eukaryota, Fungi, Ascomycota, Saccharomycetes, Saccharomycetales, Saccharomycetaceae. The transcript has a single exon. The coding region runs from base 1 to 7869 and encodes 2622 amino acids.
AUGUGGAAUCCCGUUCAUUGGCCCAUCUGGAUAUGGGAGGUUGUUGCCGCUCUCGCGGCACUGAAAUGGCUGCUCAAAUGGACUGUCGGGUUCGAUGUGACCUACAUUAAUCCGAUGAAGGCAAAAAUCGGGUUCAAGUAUAAGAACCUGCUAGAAGUGAAAGAUUUACAAGUUAUACCUUUGCAGAAGAAGAUUAUUCUCAGCGGUGUGACAGUCUUUGCAAAUGAUAAGAAAAAGAAGGUACCGACGGCGGGGCCUUCCACUACAGAUGGCCAAAAGAAGCUUCCCCAGAAGAAGAAACUCGAGUUGCCCAAAUGGGUCUCGUCGAAGUUUGGCUUAUUGUCGUUUUUUUUAGACGAUUUCCGGAUUGCAGUGAAUCACCUCCACGUCGUGGACCAACAGUUGAAAGUAUCGGUUGUGUAUUUCGUGCUCAGCUUACAAGACACAGAGGGGAAACGCUUUUCGGUAUCGCUCGGUAUCAAGGAUGUCGAAUGGAGGAACGAGUCCUCCUGCUCUGACAUGUACUUGACCGUGAGAGGUCACUUGCCCACUGACAGUCCACACCCGGUGGACCAAGUUGAGGUAGAUUUGAAGCUGGGGAAAUUCUCACUCUCAAUGGAGGCACUGCACCAACUACAGCAGAAACAGGCCCUGGGGAAGACAAAACCAAUCAAGGAGACCCGCGCCCCACUGGACGAAAAGGAUAUCGACAAGAUUGUCGGAUCAAUUGUAGCAAAGACAGCACUGAUGGCAGACUCGGUACUACCAUUGAAAGAACUGAACGUCACAAUCGAAAAACUGUGCCUGAGAGAUUUGGCCAUCGCAAAACACGAAAGAUUGAGAUGUAUGAACAAGUUUUUAAGUUACAGCUUCUCGUUGUCAAACCUCACUUUCAACGUGAGCAGGUACCGCCCAGGGAUGCCAGGAUACCAACUAUCCUUCAAAGAGGAGGAUACACCAUUCAAACUCACUCUGAACAUGACAAGAGUCAACAUCUCGCUGAACAUGACCAGGAAACACAACCCAUCAGAGACCGUCAAGUUUUUGGAGAUACCAAAUAUUUCACUGUUUGGCGAAACUAACCUCGGUUCUCAAAAAUUCAAGCAUGACUACUUCCAAACUCCAGAAAACGCGGUUUGUAAUUUGAGAGCAAACGUUGCGUCCCCAACUAUGGAUAUCAACGUCGAACACUUGUCCUUCUGGAAGUGUUUUUUGAAAAACAUCAAGGUCUUCACAGAAGCCUUCACUGACCCAGUACAGGUGACGUGUGGUGGCAAUAAGGACAAGUUCGUCAUGAGAAGCGCGACUUUUUCCUACUUCAAAAGUUUCCUGCCCCUGGUUUUCGUCAAACUGAACCUGGAUGAUCCAAAGAUUGUGUUCAAAGAUAACGAUGACCUAAUAAUGGUGAAAUUGUCCACGUUCCUAGUCAACUGGCACUCGAAGAGAUUCUUCAGGGAAAAAAUGAACUCUUUGAAGUACGAGGAAGAGUUAUGCUACGAGAGCAAGAUAUAUCUUGAAGUACUCGAUCUAAGGUUCCAACAUAUCGUGAAGACAGAUAACUACAAAAACACCAUCUUCAGAAUCGACAGCAUUUCAUCUCUCCAUCACUUGAAGCUGGAACCAUCAACGAUAGUGGCCGUUUCAGGGGACAUCGAUAACCUCACCAUCGACUUAUCUGAAUUACGAACCAUGGUAAUGCUGAGUAAAAUGAUUAGAAAGCUUGAUUGCCAAAUAUCAAACGUCGAGAAAAAUUACUUCAAACCACUGUACGAAAAAUUCGCUGCACAGAUCAGUAACAGCGAACAGCAAUGCGACUUGAUUUCGAAAACAUUUGAAGAGGAGAAAGUAUUACCAAGCACCUUCCUGUUUGAGAAGUUGCCAGACUGUUUCGACUACGUUAAGUUUGAUGUCAGAAAAUUUACCAUGUUGUUGGGUGCAAGGUCUGUAUUUAUGCCUCCCGAUGUGUUCUCAUCGAUCGAGUCACAGAGUUCCCACGAUUUAGUUGACGGGAAACUGAGAAAAUUCUGUACCAAAAUGGAUCAACUUCAGAUCGCCCUUUUUGGGAAUUACACCCAGUGGAAAAACAAAUACGACGACGGAAAAGUUAACAUGGUCAAGCAUGGAGAAGAGGCAUCAUACAAGGGAUACUUUCACGAUGGUCUCGACGAUAUCUCAAGUACAGAGUCCACUGAGAUUGGCUUUAUAUGGUCCUUUAACGUACUGGCAAAUGACGUAACGUGCACAGUGAUUGGGGAAACUCCAGAUUCGACUAAUGAACUGACGUCAAGGACUGUGUCGAAGCUAUCUGUGCUGUCAUUGAACGUAUACCCUGACACAGACACACUGGAAAUCAACGAUUCCAAAAUGAUAAGGGUUCAAUUCAACAACAAAAAGGUUAAAAACGUGUUUUCCUUGAUGAACACUUUCUUGGUCAUAUCUGGUAUCCAUACGCUUCAUCAAAUAUUUGGUAAGUGCCAACAAACUGAGCAGGUGUCAUGGGCUAAACAGUACCUGAUGAAGAUCAAUAAGAGCAAAAAGAAAUCCUCUGUUAAGUUGAUACAAUGGAGCGAACUUAAAUCAUUGAUAGAUGUAAGCUUCCUAUCUGAAACAUUCGAUGAGAUAAUGUCGCUCCCUAAUGGACUAAAGACGAGGGUGGAAUCGCAUAAUACUCUUUUCACUGUGAGGAGUCUAAAGGACAUUGUCAUCUCGGGGGACUUUUUCCGGACUUGUAUUCAAUCACCUACUGACCCAUCGUUAUGGGAAAGGUUUGUGGUAAUUAACAAAUUUUCCAUAACAGCGGACCUCGAUGAGCUCAAAGCACAGAAGACAGCCAACUACGCUGACCUAAUCAAAGCCAAACCUGCAAUUAUAUUGGAAAACGAAUCUUGGCAUUUUUCGGUCCCAUUCAAAUUUGAAUUACACAGGCUGAUCGACAAUUUCUCCACUGUCUUGAAGACCAUAAAACAAAUGAUGUACUCUUUCAAGACUUCUAAAAAUGAUUUGGUGAUUUUCCCUUCAGUUACCCACUCAUCUGGGUUUCCACGCUUGAAGCUGAAGUCUAAGAGAUAUAUCUUGAGUAUAGCAGAUGACCCCUUCGAAGCCCAAAUGAACAUGAUUUUUCAGAUUGGUCUACAGGAACAAAGGUCCAGACUUGCAAAACUGAAGGAGUUUGACGACAUGAUGAUGACAAAGUUAUCCGCUUCUAAAGAGGUUAUUAACAAGAGAAAGGAGACCGUAAGCCAGAUUUUGAACAGGAAAAGGUUAGACCCUGAUUUUGAGAAAAAAUACAAGCCAAGUCCUGAAAACGACACAGGCGCUUUGAUUGACACACCAUUUAAUAUUGGCGGGAAGUCGAACAAAAAGACCCGCCUUGUCGAUCUUGUUUCCGACGAGGUGGAAAGAACCUACGAAAGAUUGGAACGCAACUUUUCUGACUCGUGGGUCAAGAGAAUUCAAAACUUCCGUUUAAAGGAGAGACAACAGUUCCAAGAGAACUUCUCAUUCUUGUGGGGUAACAUUGACUAUUCAAUUCUCCCACCUGAUGUCAACGAAAAGGUCACCGGGUUCACAACCUAUCCUUCUGUCUCAAGUCUCAUAAUGGAGGGUAUCGAUGUUGAUAUUUUCAAACCUUCAUGCGGUGUAGAAAAUAUUCCUGAAUUUAUCCAUAACGUGGGUAAAGGGGUUCCGAAGGAUACCCAAUAUUCGAUCAUGAUCCCAAUGAACAUUGAUGCCAAAUUCAGCGAGAUAAGGUGGCACCUACGGGAUUACCCACUUCCCUUUAUUAAUGUACCGGCAUUGCAGCCUUCUCAGACGAGGGAAGACUGUGCACUUCGUAUUUACGGUGACAUGAUUGUGUGCGAAGAUAUGAUUACUUCAGAUCAUGAAUUAAGGUGUGUUUAUGUGCCAUUGGUUCCUUCCAUCAUUGUUGAAAACACAGAUGAAUACUACUCUUUGAAAGUUCCAAGAACUGUAACCAGUAUCAAGUUUUACAUUGACUUGAAUCUCGAUAGUUUUUCGAACAAUUCUUCUCAAAUUACCAUGGGUAGUUCAUUCCAGCCUGCCAUCCAACAAACAAUGCAGUGUAUUGAAAACAUCUCAAAACCACCUCUUGAUCCUUCCCAGAAAACAGGAUUCUGGGAUAAAGUCCGGUACUUAUUCCACGGUCACCUUAAGGUAUCAUGGAAAAACCAAGGACGUUUUGAAGUCGCCUUCAAAGGGUCUAAAAGUCCUUAUGUUUUGGGGAGAGAAAACGCUGGUUUUAUAUUGGGAUUUGGCGGUGACGUUGUUUUGAGUGUGAAUGAGAACGAAGACCCAAAGAAAUUCCUUUCCUGUACUGCAAAUGAGAUAUACUUCAGCAUCCCAAACUUUUUUGCCAAACCGUUACUUGUUUGGUCGAGGCCAAGCUCCGAAGCUGUUUUUGCUGCCAAUCAAAACGACACUAACUUACAGAGAUCAGCUUCCUAUUAUUACAUGGCAGACUUCGUGAAGACAAAAAGUCAAACUGCCGAUAUCCAAACCAUGGAAUCAAACUAUAUUGAAAAGACCGGUGUGAAACUAACCGGUGGAAUGGAAUUCAGCCUUGGAUUUAUAUUUGAACGGAUGGUUCUCGGGAAGGACAUGCAUAUGGGCGAAAGAACAUUUGCUUCUGCGCAUCACUAUGACAUUAGACUAACGAACCCAAUUUAUGUUCCUGACCUGAGCAAGCAUGAUUCGUAUGCCGGUUUCAGAAGCGAUUUCAUCCACAUGUCAUUCAAUUUAGUAUCGAAAUCAGAUUCUGCGUAUAAUGCAAUGCAAUUGGGACCUGGUACUAUGGAUGUUUUCAUGAAAUGGUGGAAGACAUUUUCGGGUAAUUUCCCUGUGCGGAGAGGUAAAUUGUUUAGUAUCCAGAACAAUGCUCCUAAAUUCGGGGAACAUUUAGCGACUAUCUCUUACCACGCGGAUGCAAGACCAUUGUUUAUUACUCAUUUGGUUCAUUCAAUCAAUACAGACAAGAACGUGGAUAAAUGUUACUUAGAUUUCGUGGAGUUCGUAGGGACUAAAACAAAAACCAAAAGGUUCACCAUGGACCUACAUCAGAGAAAGGAGUUGGUGACCGAGUAUAAUCCUGAAUUGGACAUCAGAAAGAGAGUCAAAAAAAUGAAAUUCUUGGAAGGUGAAGUUGAAAUGGAUGAUAUUGACAUACGGACAAUUCACGGUAAGUUUGGUAAAUUAGCUUACGUCGAGCAGAAAGAGGACGCCCAUUACGAUAUCUUUGACAACGAUCUAACGUGGCUCGACUUGACGGAUUUCCAGGAGCCGUUCUUUGUGGAUGUAGACAAGUACUUGCCUUCUGUUGAGAUUAAACCUUUUUUCCACGCCCCCAAUUUCAUUUACCAGAAGCGUUCAAGCUAUGGUGAUAAGUUCCAACUGGAUCCUGUGACAUACCAACCCACCACACCAUUUUUGAACAACGUAUCACACAACUGUGUCUUGGGUAGGGAGGUCCAGGUUCCCACAAAGGUAUUGGAGGAUAGGUUAAAAAAUUUGACAAGUUUCCAGACGCAAUUGACCAACGAUUACUUAAAAACCGAGGAUCCUUCCAAAAAGAAACUUCUCAACUAUCUGUUGGAGAAAGCGAAGGUUGGGUUAGACAGUUUGGAUUUACUGCACGAUGAUGUCAGUGCUCUUUGUUAUGAACGGUCCGAAUCCACCAACGAUAGAAGAGUCUACAGCAUCCCCGGUGUCCAAAUAUUGGAUCGGUCAACUGUAUCCACCAAAGAAUUUGAGAAUCGGUUCUUCAUUUUCAAUAUGUUGUUGAAGUGGAACGAGGAUAUCAGGGAUAUUAUUAUGAAAUUCCUGCACUAUUUGAGUUUGGCCAGCAAGUUUUCGUCGCUGUCCUCGCAGAAGAGUUUAAAGAUUUUUGAAGAGAUGAUGAAGCACAGAAUCAUGAACGAGAAGAAGAUGGACAUGGAGACCAUUAACGAGGAGCAAGAGCCCAUUGAUCUACAAAUGGGUUCCGGAAACAAGUUUGGUAAUAAGACUGAUGAUUUGAUGCACCUAUCAGAGAUAUGUUUGGAUCUUUUCGAAAACGGGAUAACUACUGUUGAAGCGGACAUCGAGUAUCUUGUUCACAAGAACACGUUUCUUCAGUUGGUUGCACCUCAAGUUCAACUAUCGAUGCGCGAGGAACCCGAUAUGUGUGUUAUUGUCACAGCGCCGAACAUUAUCACGAAAAAUUUAUCCUUUGAACAAGUUGGGAUGGAGGAUCAUGACGAUCAAUUCUUAAAGCGGUUUGGUGUUAUUGUGAACAAUGCAAAUGCGUUUUUACUGAGGAAGGCUGAUUUCAAGAACAAGUACGAGUUGUACUUUGACAUGAACUCGUACGGCCAAAAGAAGGGCACCGAGUGGCCACCUUGGUUAGGUAUCGAGCAAGGGUUCCAGAGUAAGUCCCUUGACGACUUCAAGAUAUUAAAGGACCUGUCAUGUGUGAUCCAUUCACAGACAGUGUCCCCAUUCUCCAAUUCGUACCAUUUAGUGAAGACUUACAUCCAAGACAAGAUGAUUGUCCAUGUUCCCACUGUUGCGGUGACUGCUACGUCGCGUGAUUUUGGUACCAUGUACAAGAUGGUGAACAAGUUGUUGAAGUACCAGGAGCCCGCGAAGGUGAAAUUGAACAAGGAGAUCGAGACAAUGUCGAUUGCGUACGACGUGGACAACAUUCCGAAGCUGCACCAGCUGGUCUCGACACUUUAUAAAGAUUUCGGGAUAUUGAACAAUGUCUCUAAGGAGCUUCUCUUUAAGAGACAGUUGUUGGACGACGUCGGGCGUGUUGAUUUGCUAAACGUGUACGCGGAAAGCGAGUCGCACUUGCUGCGGCUCCACAUGCUGAUGCGUGUGCUGGAGUCGAAUUCGAUCUGGCAGAAAGCCUCCACUGGUGGUUCCGAGAGCAGUGGGAGUCGUUCGAAGAUGCUCGUUUGCAAUGUGAACAAAGUGUUGUUGAGUUUCUUGAUGAACGAUUAUACGCCAUUCCUUUCCGUGUCCCUGGCGCGUACGAUCUUCCAGCGGGCGAAACUUUCGAGUGGUCUUUCGCGGAACAAGCUUGUCAUCGGGGAGCUGAGCGUUGUCAACGAGUUGCCGGAUGCAGUGUACAAGACUGUGUUCAGUGGGUUCCCCACGAGUGUGUCACAAGCGGGUUCACUACGGCCGAUGAUGGAUUUCCAAUGGGAGAUCGACGAGCCCGUUGGUGGUAUCAAAGUGCUAAAUUUUGCGGAGACGUUACUCUCUGGAGCGUGCUUACAGAUCGACGACGACACAAUCGAUUGUGUCAUGCAGUGGUUAAACUUGAAGGAGGUACGGUCUGACGAUGGCGACGGCACAACGACAGUGGUAGCUGGUGCUGGAACAGACCGUGACUUGAACGAGAUGGUGCAGCGUGCCUCCGAGUACAUGAUCGUCGAGCGGAUGGUUCUCAACGCGUUCCCACUGCUGGUGAGUUACAAGGGCCACGGGAAGAAGCGGCUCGGGAACGUGACGAACUUCGCGUUCGACUUCCCUGAACUUCUGUUUGCGAACGAGACUAUGAAGUUGCUGGACAUAUACAUGGUGGUGAGGAAAGUGCUCGUGAAAGUUCUGUUGAAGCACACUGCGCGGUUCCUGACGACGAAGAUCCGCAAGCGGCGGUCCACCAUCGACUCGAGGAGCACUGCCCCGGCGAUGCUACCAGCCCCGCGGUCAAGUGGCGCGGGGUCCCUGGACUCCGCGGGAACUUCCCCCGAGGCAAGAGACGCUGCCCAGGACGCUGCUGACGGUGCCUCGACCGCUCAACGGCUCGCGCUGGUCGCCGACGAGUCCCGGGGCGCUGUCCUGGUGCGACGCCGCAAUAGCACCUGA